Messenger RNA from Lampris incognitus (smalleye Pacific opah), 1428 nucleotides. It is a transcript of the gene nsmce2, whose product is annotated as NSE2 (MMS21) homolog, SMC5-SMC6 complex SUMO ligase. The record is from RefSeq and is a predicted model, not a curated record. NCBI's taxonomy places the organism in Eukaryota, Metazoa, Chordata, Actinopteri, Lampriformes, Lampridae. Bases 182 to 865 code for a protein of 227 amino acids. Gene Ontology annotation, biological process: double-strand break repair via homologous recombination; protein sumoylation. Gene Ontology annotation, cellular component: Smc5-Smc6 complex; nucleus. The transcript is spliced from 6 exons. Gene Ontology annotation, molecular function: zinc ion binding; SUMO ligase activity.
UCUGCGGCGUUUUUAAAUCGGAAGUACUGCCUCAAACUAAGUGACUUACCAAGGAGAAUUAAACAUUGCUGCUAAGCGCCGAUUACGUCGAUAAAGCGGUUUAAAACUCCAUUACAGAAAUAGGCGAACUUUGGUAGCCUACAGUUGAUCAACGUCCAACUUAACAGCUACGACUGCUGCCAUGCAUUUUAGCGCGGUGCACGCGGCGCUGGCGGGUUUGAGAGAAUGUCGGACGGGCAUCGAUAUUGGGAUGGACAUGGUGACAGAUAUAGCUAUGGAUCUGGUGGAUGCUCCGGAGGGAGAGGACCGCCAAGGCAUCAAGAAAAUGGAGGCCAUGAUGGUGGAGUUUGCCAAACUGGACAGAGAGAUCAACACCUUUGUUGACACGGUUGAACAGGCCAUAGCAGAGGUUCAUCAGCAGCCCCCAGAAGCCAUAUGCCAACUCUCAGCCAGGGUGAAGGAAGACUUUGCAGAGAAAGUUGACGUGCUUUCUGAUGCUGAGCUGCUGCAACAUAAGAAAGUUUUGGCCUUGAAGGAUGUCAUAGAGAGCUCUUCUAGCCAGGAGUCAGCAGUUAAUGGGGAGGAGGUCGAUGAGGACAUUACUGUGACACAAAGCCAAGUCAAUUUCAACUGCCCAUUGACACAGAUGGAAAUGGUGAAUCCAGUCAAGAAUAAGAAGUGCAACCACCACUAUGAUGAAACAUCGAUACUGAGUCUGAUCAAAGCAAGAAAGAGGCAGCAAAAGAAAUGCAGCUGUCCCGUGGUGGGUUGUGUGAACAGAGACGUUAAAAAGUCAGACCUGGUGCUGGAUCCGAUUGUGAAGAGAAUGAUCCAGAACCAAAAAGGACGUGGCAACAAGAAGUAGCACUGUACAUUGUUUUGGACAGGAUCACCCAUCGACACAUUCCUCUUCAGGUUGCACUUUGGUCGGUAGUAAUUAAAACAGGUGAAACUGUUGUUUAGAUGAUUGUGUGUUGUGGUUCUCCAUCAGGUCCUCAGGCUCAAUCCAUACUGCUAGUUUCUAUUCUGCCGGGUAGUUCGUUAUGUUCACCUGAUGCUCCAGUUAUUCCAGCUUCCAGUCAGGGGAGGUUUUAGAUCUGUAACAACAGGUGAAUGCAAUGAACUAUCUGGCAGGAUAGAAAAGCGUCAGUUCUGGUGGUACGGCGAGGACCUAACUGACAACCACUGGUUUAAUGGCAACGUUUUGAGCCAGAUCGAUUGCAUCAGCUGUGUUAUGAAGCUGAUGAUCUGUGCUCCUUUAGGUUCAUUGUGGAAAAUUCACAUAGUGUUUAUUUUUAUUUUGUUUGCACCUUUUUUUCAGUGAACUUAUUGAAAAGUCUGUUGUUGAUUUGAUGGAUUUUGAUAUUUUCUGUUGUUUAUAUGUCAAUAUGUUAAUACGUUGGUGCCUUUCGUAUACUUUCAUACCGC